GCGGAGAGGAAGAGGUAAGCCGUUUGACAACGACCGCGGUCGCUGUCGAGCCACACCGGUCGGCUCUGUGUCUCAGCUGCCUCCGUCGCCGCGUAGAUAACCGGCCGCUCAGUUGAUGUAACGUCAGCCGAGCUAACGUUAACACAAACUUAACGUGUGCUAAAGUAGCCUUCAGCGGCUAACGGUGCCAGCGGCGCAGCAGCAGCAGCGUGUUAAAAGACCCUCCGCGGCUCUGUUUCCUACAACCAGGCUCCGACAAGACAGCGACAGAUAAUACAAACUUCACGCCGUCACGCCAAGACACCGACGCACCAAAACCUCGCCUAAACUGGAGUAAAAUCACCGUUUCCUGAUUAUUCCUGCUCCCAACCGUGAACCUUAGCCUCGACGUAUCUGCGUUUAUCGAGCAGCUGAGCCAGGCUGCCACUUGAGGACAGCGGGGGCUCUCUAAUGUUCCCCACGUUCAUCCGAUGAACCCCCUCAACUCCAUGAAACCCUCCCUGCCUCCCACUCCACAAAGCAGUGACAGCCCCUUCCUAAAUGACCCAGUCUCCUGGCAACCAGGCACCAAUCAGCACGCAGGAUCUCUCUCUGUAGUAACCACAGUGUGGGGCGUGACCAAUCCCACACACAGCCAGGUGUUCGGUGCACCCAUGGGUCCAGGUGAGAGCUCUGGCAGUCACAUGAUGCCUGGCGGCAGCCCCGGGAUGGCUGCUGGUAUGGGCUCCCAGUUCAUGGGCCAGCAGUCGUAUGGAGACGCUGUAUCCAAGGGCUACGGCCAUCCAGUCAUGUACGGACGUCCCAGCGUUGCCUACAACCCGUCCUCGGCCUACGGUGGGAGUUACUCUGGUAACAGUGGAGGUGCCGGUCUGGGUGUUCGUCCUCCCUCAGACUUUACCCAGGCUGCUGCCGCCGCUGUUGCCGCUGCCGCUGCCACGGCAACUGCCACUGCCACGGCAACAGUCGCCGCAAUACAGGAAAAACAGAACCAGGAGCUGAGCUAUGGACAGAUGGGUGGAGCAUCCUCUUACAGCACCCAGUUCCUGUCUCAUUCGGGUCCCCGAGGACCUCCAGUGAUGAACCCUGGUGGGAUGGUCCCUUCCAGGCCCGGACCUCCACCCUCCACUGGGGGCUUGUAUCCCUCUCACCCUGCACAGGCGCAGAAGAUGGCCCAGCACGGGGGCUAUCCUGGCGGACAGCAAGGGCUCAAACGGCCUUUCCAUUCAGAGGGUUUUCCAGUGCAGCAGUACGGCUCUGGUGGGAUGUCAGGGUACCCUAACCAGCCCCUGCAGUACCCCACGGUCCCACAGCAGAGAUGUGCCCCCUCACCCUCAUACCCCUCCAGCCGGAUGCCUCUCAUGGGACAGUACACGUCUGGAUCACACAACCCAGCACAGUUCCCCCCCGGAGCAGGCCAGCCCAAUCCUCCACAGUAUUAUAAAUCGGAGCCUUUCAAUGGACAGAGCAGCCUGCCAUCAGGAGCAGCCGGAGGGUACAAUGCCUUCACACAAGCUGCAGUGAACGGGCCAGGUCGGGGCGGAGUGAUGCCCGGGUAUCCCAGCUCACCGAUGGGAGGGAAUCCCACCCCCCCAAUGACACCUGGCACCUCCAUACCUCCCUACCAAUCCCCAGGCCAGGACACGAAACCCCCCUACCUUCCGCCAGACACCAAACCCAACAUCGGCAGCCAGCAGCCCUCUACAGGUAACCCCAGUGACGACCUGCGUCUGACAUUCCCAGUCCGGGACGGUGUCGUGUUAGAGCCGUUCAGGCUGGAACACAACCUGGCCGUCAGUAACCACGCCUUCCAGCUCCGAGACUCGGUCUAUAAAACGCUGAUGUUGAGACCUGAUCUGGAGCUGCAGUUCAAGUGUUACCACCACGAGGACAGACAGAUGAACACUAACUGGCCCGCCUCCGUACAAGUCAGUGUCAAUGCCACCCCUUUGUCCAUUGAAAGAGGGGACAACAAGACCUCCCACAAGCCCCUGUACCUAAAGCAAGUGUGUCAGCCGGGACGUAACACUGUACAGAUCACCGUAACAGCCUGCUGUUGUUCCCACCUGUUUGUGUUGCAGCUGGUCCACCGGCCGUCCGUCAGGUCUGUCCUGCAGGGUUUGAUGAAAAAGAGACUGCUGCCGGCGGAGCACUGCAUCACUAAGAUAAAGAGAAACUUCAGCAGCGGCACUAUCCCCGGGACCCCCGGUCUGAACGGUGAGGAUGGCGUGGAGCAGACCGCAAUCAAAGUUUCUCUCAAAUGCCCGAUCACAUUCAGACGAAUCCAGCUGCCAGCCAGAGGUCACGACUGCCGACACAUACAGUGUUUUGACCUGGAGUCCUACUUGCAACUGAAUUGUGAAAGAGGGACCUGGAGGUGUCCUGUGUGCAAUAAAACAGCUUUGCUAGAGGGGCUGGAGGUGGACCAGUACAUGCUCGGUAUUCUUGUCUACAUCCAGAAUUCUGACUACGAGGAGAUCACCAUAGACCCGGUGUGUGGCUGGAGGCCAGUUCCCGUCAAACCAGAUCUGCACGUAAAGGAGGAGCCUGACGGUCCGGUCCUGAAACGCUGCCGCACAGUCAGCCCGAGUCACAUGGUCCUGCCAAACGUUAUGGAGAUGAUCGCCGCCCUGGGCCCGGCGUCCACUCCCUACCAGAGUCUGACGGCAGGAGGCAGGAACACACCCGACUACAACAGGCCAGGGAGCCAGGGAUUCUCCAGCCAAACAGGAUUUACAGACUUCCCCAACACUCCUGGCACCCCGACCCUAGGAGAGUAUGCCUCUGGACCGCCACCUCCACUCCCCUAUCAGUCUGACCAGACGCCUCAUUCUGGACGAAUCGAACACUCCCAAAACAUCCUGCAGCAGCACGGUUCAGGUGUUCACGGUAGCCAGAGUCUAAGUGACGCCGGCAGUCCGCUGCCGCAGAGGAGCACCAGUACCCAGAACUCCAGGCUGCAGAGCGAUGGGUCCUUUGGUCUGGGAGGCCCAGGAGCACCUGGAGGAGAGGGAGCCGAUCAUGCACUGGAUCUUCUUCCGGAGCUGACCAACCCGGACGAGCUGCUCUCCUAUCUGGGCCCCCCCGACCUUCCCAACAACAGCAGCGAUGACCUGCUGUCUCUGUUUGAGAACAACUGACGACCCUCAGAUUCUCACACCGCUCAUCUUCCAGUCCAGCCUCCGCUUCUCCGUUUUGCUGUAGCCCGACCCACCUCGGUCGAAGACUGCACCGUCUCCGCGGGCACCCGCUACUUGUGUGUGUGUGUGUGUGUGUGUGUGUGUGUGUGUGUGUGUGUGUGUGUGUGUGUGUGUGCGCAGUGAGAGUGUGUACGAUUGCUUUCUGUGUGUCUUUUUGUCAUUUUUGAAGCGUCCUGCUCUUCUUCGAAGUCCAUUCAGUACAGCAUAGGGGAAUAUGAAGGAACACUCUCCACAUGAGUAUGAAGACUAUACCAGAACAGACAGACAGGCAGCGACUGUGCAGACCAGCAUUUUAAACUAUAGCACAAAUCACAGGCUGAAGGAUCCGUAUCAGUAGAUUAUAAUAGUCGCAGUGGAGCAUAACAGAAACCUGGCUGGUGUUUAUGAGGAGUUAGUGGACACAUUAAUAAAGUGGUUGCCAAACUUUUACUGUUGGGGCUCUCACAUACACCCACAUAAACAAACAAACACACACAUACACACUUCCCUUACUGUGACUGUUGCAUUUUGGCUGCAUAUUUCAAAUAUUGCGAUACUGUCUGAGACGUUACUGCAAAACGAGAGAGCGACAUGGUGCCAUUCACAGUGCGGGCAUGAAGUUUUGGUCACAUUUUGAUUGGAAUUAUUUGUCUUAAAGGAAUAGUUCUGAAUUUUGGGAGAUACGCUUAUUUCCUAUUCUCGCCAAGAGUUGCAGUAUAUCUGCCCGUUAGCCACCAGUUAGCUUAGCGUACAAACUGGGAGAAGCGGGAAACAGCCAGCCUGGCUCUGUCCCUUCAGUACUAGUUCACAUUAGAGAUCUACCGGACCCAUGGAAAAACCUUCCCAAAACAGGACUCGAGCACAGCUAGACCCGUCCCGCAUAGACCCGAGGAUGGGUAGACCCGCUCCAAAACACCUGGACGGAGAGAGAGCACCACCACCGCAUGGUGCAUUAUCAGUUGACUCAAUCAAUUAACAAGCAGCCGUGGUGGAAGAGAGCGGCAGUGUAUUAAUACCGAUGCCCUACGAACGAAUGUUAAGUCAGAGAAACUAAAAUAAUUAGUUUAUAUCCAUCAAAGACAAAUUUAUGUAAAUAAUUUAAAGUCCUGUUUCCACCUCCUGCACCAGCAAUAAAACAUUUUGUAGCCAACUGGGUUAUAGAACAACAAAAGACAGUAUUCUAACCCGCGUAAUAUCUGUGAAUCAGAUUCCAAAAACUGUCAUUUAAAAGCAUAAAUCUUGUAGGCCACAGACUUUCCUAAAAUAAGCUCAGUUCCCUCGUCAGAACAAAACUCGUCACCCUCCUCUCACCCCGAAACACCUGACACGCUCGGGUCCAUUCGGAUCCACUCGGGCAUUGGACAUAUUGACAGACAGACCCGAGACCCGACUCGAUUUAGACUGAGCAGAGUCUGGACCCGGGUCGGGUCUUGGUUCCUCGGAACCGAACGGACCCGCGGAGUCAUUUAGUUCAAAUCUACCUUGAGCCCCAGACAUUUUCAUUGUCAGGGCCUCCUGCAGUGUAUUAUAGCCAAUGUCUUCCCUGAAAUCAAGACCACCCCUGCCAACAUCAGACACAGUACGAAAGAAUGAGUGACUGGACGAAAUGAAUUCAAUUUGAGUGUCCUUCCAUCUCAUUGCCCAGCCCCCACGUCCAAUAUUCCAGCUGUUCACAAAUCAGAUCAGGUGAUAAUUUAAAAACAAAAAACAAAACAACAAACACCGAUAGUAAUCUCCCACUCCUUACUGAUACAAGUUAUUGUAUUAAAUAUUACAUUUCUAUUCAGCUUCAAGGAGAAACAGCAGAGAAACUACAUCACACAGCAAAGGAGACAUAAUUAAUCAGGUAACUGUUUAUGGAAAAAGGAAGAAGCAGAGACGCGGCUCCGUCAGUCGCAGUCAGGUCACGUGACUGAUGAAACACUCACUGAGUUUUCCUGUCCUCGUGUUUUUUUUCGUACCCGUGUUGGUUGGAGCAGUCAGGGUUGGUUCGUCGUCGUCUUUAAGUUCUUUCACGUGGACUUGUCUAUGCUUUACUUACACCACUUUGAUGUAACUCCCCAGUUCGGGAACCGCUGCGUUAAAGGAUAAGGCCCAUGAUAUUCUGUUCUUUUUAUCGUCAGCAAGUUGCAUGAAAAAACCAAACUCAGCCACGUGUAAGUCAGUUUCUUAAACUCUCUGACUCUGUCUGGAGAUGCAAGUCUUUAAAUACACCUCAAGAAUGUAUAGUUUCAUUUUUUAUUUUUAAGAACAUGGCUCAGUAAUUUUCCUACAACAUCUUCUCACUGUAGUUUUUUGUCAAACAGGAGGGAACAGAACAUUUGUUGGGGACUACUUUCAGCGGCGGAUUAAUCCAGAUUUGGUGCGCUAGUAUUUGUGGCAGCAGGACUGUGUGUGUGUGUGUGUGUGUGUGUGUGUGUGUUGGACUGAGUCAGAAUAAACUACAGUGUGUGUGUGUGUUCACGGUGAUGAAGGACCAGUGUGGCUCGCUGGCGUGUUUUAAGUGGUUUUUGGAGACGGUGGAGCUCCGUGGCUCAGAGGAACCGGAUGCAUCAGGCUUUAGAUUCACACACAGUUCCUGUCAGUGGGAGACGUUCACUGUCGGUUUUGGUCUUUUCAUGGGAUUUGUUAUAAGGCAGAUCUAGAAUAUCACAGGACUUAUCCUUUAACGCAUGAUGAUGAUGAUGUAAGAUAAGGGCGGCUAAAAGAGGUCACGUUUAUGUUUCUCUGGACUGAUGAUGGGGUGAAAAAGAAAAAAAGAAAAAAAAGGAUCCAAGGGUGACGGCCUCACACAGUAGACGAGGACAGGAUAAAGGCCCAGCCUAUGAGGGCCCAGGACCAGAUGUAUCAUAGACAUUUUUAAUACAUGAAGUUGGGAGAACGCUGAGGUUCACUGUAUCUCCGACAUCCUUCAGCACUGUGAAAUAUAUCAAAACUCCCGCCUUUCACUCUGUUGAUUUUACCCUCUUUUGGGGGGGGGGGGCAUACUGUAAAAGCUGUGUGUCAUGGCAUUUUCUGCCAUUCGAAAGCUAUUUGUAUGUUUUUAAAUGGUUUGACAUUUAUAACCCAUCACGACGCGGGUUUAUGUACUGUAUAAUCAGCUGUUUUCAUUAGAGAACGUGUGUGUAACAAAUGAAUUGUUAAUCAUGGUAAUUUUAAUGUUAUUAGUUGGAUAAUGGAUCAUUGUUGGUACUGUAUACAUACUGUACGCUAGGAAAAUAUAAACCAAUUGUAAAAAUUUGAGGUCGUACAUACGUACGUGAUGCAUGUAUGACAGAAACGGGACAGUCAGCUGACACUGAGUGAUGCAGUUAAAGAUGCCGAGUUUGAAAUUAUUCCUACUACCGCUUUUUAAAAGCUGACGUUUUUUUUUUUUUUUUUUCUAUGAAUGAUUUUCCGAAUGAACCCUUUGUGGUCCAACACGGCCUCAACAAGGUAACAACAAAAUCAUGUUAUUUGCCGACUUGAGCAACACGAUGACGUUGUGUUUGGAAAUUGUGGACUAUUUAAAACUGCAAAUUUCUAGAAAAAAAAAAAGGGUUUUUUUUAAAUAUGUAAACUAUUCCACAUAUUUUGUAACACAUUGUAAUUGCCAUUAUUUUCUAUUUAUUUUUUAAUCAUAAUCGUCAUUGUACCUACAGUUACGUUGUCCCUUUCCUGAAAGUCAGAGUCGGAAUUAAAAAUCACUUUAUUUGACACAAAGAGUUUGUUUUGGAAGCUCUGAUUUCCAAGUCAGAUCGGUAGCUUUCUAGACGUGCACCGCGACCCAACGCCAGAUCGUCUAACCAAGCUGUAGAUAUUCACGGAAGCUGUGACGAACAGGCAUUUGUUGAUUUAUUUAUUUAAAAAAAAAAAAAAAAGUCAGCUGAAGAUGCCACAUUAUUUCCAGUGUUGAUGCAAACCCAGCAAUUUGUAAUGGAUGUUCUUUGCUCCAGAAACCGAGAGACAUUAAAUUGAGACUGUAACUUGUGAAAGAAGAAAAAAAGUAUCUUCCACUGACGAAUAAAAAGUUUGUAUUUAUAAGAGAUAAAAUG
Xiphias gladius (swordfish) is the source of this 7210-nucleotide messenger RNA. It is a transcript of the gene zmiz2, whose product is annotated as zinc finger, MIZ-type containing 2. Lineage: Eukaryota; Metazoa; Chordata; Actinopteri; Istiophoriformes; Xiphiidae. The record is from RefSeq and is a predicted model, not a curated record. Gene Ontology annotation, biological process: regulation of transcription by RNA polymerase II; protein sumoylation. The coding region runs from base 471 to 3137 and encodes 888 amino acids. Gene Ontology annotation, molecular function: SUMO ligase activity; zinc ion binding. The transcript is spliced from 20 exons.